AAUAAGAAAAGGAAGAGAACAAUGGUUGAAGUAGCAGAUGAUGAUUUUUAUUUACCCGAUGAAUGUUGGGAACUUGUAUUCAAAUUCCUCAUCAAAUACGACUAUGAAGAAAACAACCACAAUCACUGCUUCAAAUCUCUAUCUCUCGUCUCCAAACAGUUUCUCUCCAUCACCAACCGUCUCCGAAACUUUCUCAUUAUCAAAUCACUAACAGGCCCAUAUCUUCCUUCCCUCUUCCGUAGAUUCCCCAACCUCACCUCCCUCAGUAUCUCGAGUGAGUACCUCGACAACCUUCUCUGCCAAAUCUCUACUUUCUCACUCAAUGUCACAUGGCUCCAUCUCCGCAACGUAUUCCCAUUUCCCACUAAUGGGUUGCGAGCUUUCUCGCAAAACAUUACAACUUUAACCUCUCUCAUAUGUUCACACGCUUGGCUUCUUAAUACCGCCGACAUGUUCCUCAUUGCUGAUUGUUUUCCCAAUUUGAAGCUACUUGAUUUGAACCGUUGCUUAGACCUUUGUGAAGUAGGUACUAAUUAUGUUUUGAGGAGAUGUUGUAACAUUGAGUAUUUGAGCUUAGCCUAUUGUAUGGGAUUGAAGAUAUCCGAAAUCAACUUUGAACUUCCCAAAUUGAAGAUGUUGAACUUGACAUACACAAAAGUUGAUGAUGAAAUAUUAUAUGUGAUCUCAAAGGGUUGUCAUGGGCUUUUAAAACUGUUACUGAGUAAUUGUUAUUAUAUCACAGAAAAUGGAGUGAAACAUGUCGCUGAAAACUGCACAAAACUUGGAGAGAUCAAUUUAAGCGGUUGUGAUAGAGUGCAUCGCAACAUCGUUCGAUCAAUGAUAUCUAUAAGGCCAUCAUUGAAAAAGAUAACAGCUCCACCUUCUUUUCGUUUCAGUAAAAAAAAUGGGAGACCCAUCUUGUAUCAUGGAUGCAUAAUUGUGACGCCACACCGAAGGGAGUGAAGCAUGUGGCAGAAAACUGCACAAAACUAAGAGAGAUCAGUGUAAUUCGUUGUGAUAGAGUGCAUUCUGAUGUAGUUGGAUCUAUUGUAUCGUCGAGGCCAUCAUUGAGAAAGAUAACAGCUCAGCCUUUAUUUUCAUUACAAUGAAAGAAAUUAAAUUAGAAAUUCUUCUUGCAUCAUCAAUGCUUUGUUUUAAAUGUCAACUUAAAAAUGUGUAUUUACUCAUAAAUUUGUGUAAUUGCCUAAGUAAUACAAGCAGUUGCAGUUUUUUUUUUUUUUGUGUUGUUUCUCAUCACUUUGCCUUGUGUCAUACUUAUUGCAGCCGUCAUUAGCAGUAUCGGUUUUGCAAACUUUCUGUAUCACACUAU
Trifolium pratense (red clover) is the source of this 1330-nucleotide messenger RNA. Its product is annotated as F-box/LRR-repeat protein 2-like. The transcript is spliced from 2 exons. Gene Ontology annotation, cellular component: SCF ubiquitin ligase complex. Gene Ontology annotation, biological process: SCF-dependent proteasomal ubiquitin-dependent protein catabolic process. Lineage: Eukaryota; Viridiplantae; Streptophyta; Magnoliopsida; Fabales; Fabaceae. Bases 22 to 963 code for a protein of 313 amino acids. The record is from RefSeq and is a predicted model, not a curated record.